UCCGGUUCACAGGCUUGACCUUCCUGCAUCUGGGCCGCGCGCCGAGCCGACAUAGAAGCGUCCUCGCUAUUCGGCCCGACACGCUCACUCUCGCGACAUCAUGGUGGCCUACUGGCGACAGGCUGGACUCAGCUACAUCCGGUACUCCCAGAUCUGUGCCAAAGCAGUGAGGGAUGCGCUGAAGACAGAAUUCAAAGCAAACGCCGAGAAGACUUCCGGCAGCACCGUGAAGAUUGUGAAGAUGAAAAAGGAGUAAUCUACCCGCCUAGAGCUUGAAAUGCUGCAUUUUCAAGGUGAAGAUGCCUGGGUUCCUGCUACAGCAGACCGGAAACUAUCUCCCUUCCUGGGGAAAAACAAAAAAACGCCCUGUCUUGUUCUAGAUUGACGAUGCCAAUAAACGGAAGUGUGGUCCCCUCUUG
This is a messenger RNA of Suricata suricatta (meerkat), 419 nucleotides long. It is a transcript of the gene ATP5F1E, whose product is annotated as ATP synthase F1 subunit epsilon. Gene Ontology annotation, cellular component: mitochondrial inner membrane. The record is from RefSeq and is a predicted model, not a curated record. NCBI's taxonomy places the organism in Eukaryota, Metazoa, Chordata, Mammalia, Carnivora, Herpestidae. Bases 101 to 256 code for a protein of 51 amino acids. Gene Ontology annotation, biological process: proton motive force-driven mitochondrial ATP synthesis. The transcript has 3 exons. Gene Ontology annotation, molecular function: proton-transporting ATP synthase activity, rotational mechanism.